UAGCCUGCAUUUGCAAAAAGAGUUUAAAGGGAAAGACACGCCUCCUCUCCUUUAGUCGUGCGCCUUCCCUUCCCCCAAAUUCUUCAAAAAUGGUUUGUCUCACGUGUUGCGGGGCGUAAAAGCGGCUCGCAUUCAAUUAGCAGCGAAGCUCACUGGCCCUGGCGGGACCCGCGCGUGAGGCCGAAGCAACAGAUGUGGGAAGCGCUCUGGGGCUGUCGUCCUGGCUCGGCGACAUCAAGUCUGGCGAAGGGGUUGCAGCCCCAGGGCAGCGUGCGGGGAAUCAGCGAGCAGCGGGAUCCGCGAUGCUGCCCUUGCUGGCCCUAUGGUUGGUCUGGGCGCUGCUAGGAGAGGCCAGAGCGUGCCCGGAGCCGUGCGCCUGCGUGGACAAGUACGCGCAUCAGUUUGCCGACUGCGCCUACAAGGAGCUGCGCGAGGUGCCAGAAGGACUGCCGGCCAACGUGACGACGCUUAGUCUGUCCGCCAACAAGAUCACCGUGCUGCGGCGCGGGGCCUUCGCCGACGUCACGCAGGUCACGUCGCUGUGGCUGGCGCACAAUGAGGUGCGCACGGUGGAGUCGGGCGCGCUGGCCGUGCUAAGCCAGCUCAAGAACCUCGACCUGAGUCACAAUCUCAUAUCCAGCUUCCCAUGGAGCGACCUGAGAAACCUGAGCGCGCUGCAGCUUCUCAAAAUGAACCACAACCGUUUGGGCUCGCUACCCCGGGACGCGCUCGGUGCGCUGCCCGACCUGCGCUCCCUGCGCAUCAACAACAAUCGGCUGCGUACCCUGGCUCCUGGCACCUUCGACGCGCUAAGCGCGCUAUCACAUCUGCAACUCUAUCACAACCCCUUCCACUGCGGUUGCAGCCUUGUAUGGCUGCAGGCCUGGGCCGCGAGCACUCGGGUCUCAUUACCCGAACCCGACUCCAUCGCGUGCGCCUCGCCUCCCGCGCUUCAGGGGGUGCCGGUGCACCGCCUGCCCGCCCUAUCCUGUGCACCGCCCAGCGUGAGCCUGAGUGCCGAGCCGCCGUCUGAGGCGCCAGGCAGCCCCCUGCGCGCCGGCCUAGCGCUCAUGCUACACUGCGUCGCCGAAGGACACCCCACGCCCCGCCUGCAAUGGCAACUUCAGAUCCCAGGUGGCACUGUAGUCUUAGAGCCGCCGAUCCUGAGCCGGGAGGACGACGGGGACGGCGUGGAAGGCCAGGAAGGGGAAGGGGACGGGGACGGGCCGACGCAGACGGAGGUCCCAACCCCGACUCCGGCACCCGCUUGGCCCGCGCCCCCAGCCACUCCGCGCUUCCUGGCCCUCACAAACGGAUCCUUGUUGGUGCCCCUUCUGAGUGCCAAAGAGGCAGGCGUCUACACAUGCCGUGCUCACAACGAGCUGGGCACCAACUCCACAUCAGUACGCGUGGCGGUGGCGGCUGCCGGGCCCCCAAAGCACGCUCCUGGAGCAGGAGGUGACCCUGAUGGGCAGGCCCCGACCUCUGAGCGCAAGUCCACAGCCAAAGGCCGAGGCAACAGCGUCCUACCUUCCAAGCCCGAGGGCAAAAUCAAAGGCCAAGGCUUGGACCGGGUUAGCGUCCUCGGGGAGACAGAGGGGCUGGAGGAAGAGGAGGCAGGUGAGGGAGAGGAGGUGGAAGACCAGGUAUCUGCGGAUCCUGUGGAGGAGCAGAGUUGUGGCCACGGGGACCCCUCGCGGUACGUGUCCAACCACGCGUUCAACCAGAGCGCAGAGCUCAAGCCGCAUCUCUUUGAGCUGGGCGUUAUCGCGCUGGACGUGGCGGAGCGCGAGGCGCGGGUGCAGCUGACGCCGCUGGCGGCGCGCUGGGGCCCUGGGCUGGGCGGGGCUGGGGGAGCGGGGGGAGCGGGGCGACCGGGGCGGCGGCCCCUGCGCCUGCUCUAUCUGUGCCCGGCGGGGGGCGGCGCAGCAGUGCAGUGGUCGCGCGUGGAGGAGGGCGUCAACGCUUAUUGGUUCCGCGGCCUGCGGCCUGGCACCAACUACUCCGUGUGCCUGGCGCUGGCAGGCGAGGCCUGUCACGUGCAAGUGGUGUUCGCCACCAAGAAGGAGUUGCCCUCGCUGCUGGUUAUCGUAGCGGUGAGCGUGUUCCUCCUGGUGCUGGCCACCGUGCCCUUGCUGGGCGCCGCGUGCUGCCAUCUGCUGGCCAAACGCCCGGGCAAGCCCUACCGUCUUAUCCUGCGGCCGCAGGCCCCCGACCCCAUGGAGAAGCGCAUCGCGGCCGACUUCGACCCGCGUGCCUCCUACCUCGAGUCCGAGAAAAGCUACCCAGCAGGCGGCGAGGCGGGCGGUGGAGAGCCAGAGGAGGCCCCCGGGGAGGGCCUUGACGAAGACGCGGAGCAGGGGGACCCAGGUGGGGACCUGCAGAGGGAGGAGAGCCUAGCAGCCUGCUCGCUGGUGGAGUCCCAGUCCAAGGCCAACCAAGAAGAGUUUGAGGCGGGCUCCGAGUACAGUGAUCGGCUGCCCCUGGGUGCCGAGGCGGUCGACAUCGACCAGGAGAUUAACGGCAACUACAGGCAGACAGCAGGCUGAACCCGGAGCCCGCCCGGCCCGCCUGUUCCCAUCCCCCACCUGGGUGCCUGGGAGCAGAAGCCCAGGGCUGGCAGGAUUUAUGCCCCCCUCCGCCCCUGUCCUCCGCCGCCUUCGCUUACUCCGCCCCCUUAUCACUCCCCAAUCUUGACUCCCGGGGACUUCUAGUGAGAGUGGGACGAUUUCGCCAGUCUGCCGCCACCCACGACCGUCAUUGUCCUUGUGGGCUGAAUUCCCCUCCACGGCAAGCACACUUCCCCGCUCCUCCCUCCACAUGUAAGACACAACUCGCGGACCGUGAGGCGAAAUCCACGCCUCUCCGUUCCCACCGCAAUUGUUAUCUGCGAAUUCUGCCCAGCGGCCCGCCCCAUCGUGGGCUCUGGAGCCACAGGAAACAGGAGAAGACGUUGGAAACAUCUGGUGGUAACGCUGUGGCUCGAGGGUCAGCCCGGGACCCCUAGCAAAUGUCCCUAGCGUGGAGCGGUGUGGGGUUCCGCCUCGACCUCUACUCCGCCCAUUCCGGGGUGCAUGUCCCAGAAGCUAGGAUUCAGUGGCCACUCCCUAGAUUUUAGUUUCAAAGCCCCCUUCCGACUGGGACCCAAACCCUUCUGUCCCCCACCCCCACUCAGCUUCUGACCAGCUGGAGCCGAGCCCCGUGCCUGGGGCGCCUUUCAGCUCUGCCCUCCGAUUUUCAUAUUUUCGUUGUUUUCAAAGACAGCGACACUCCAGGUCUGGUGCUAACACUCCCUUCCCAGCCUCUGGGAAAAUUGUGUGUGUGUGUGUGUCUCUC
Diceros bicornis minor is the source of this 3336-nucleotide messenger RNA. RefSeq names its product immunoglobulin superfamily containing leucine rich repeat 2 (gene ISLR2). Gene Ontology annotation, biological process: positive regulation of axon extension. Gene Ontology annotation, cellular component: cell surface. Gene Ontology annotation, molecular function: protein binding. Bases 303 to 2549 code for a protein of 748 amino acids. Lineage: Eukaryota; Metazoa; Chordata; Mammalia; Perissodactyla; Rhinocerotidae. The transcript is spliced from 3 exons. The record is from RefSeq and is a predicted model, not a curated record.